Messenger RNA from Mucor mucedo, 573 nucleotides. RefSeq lists its product as uncharacterized. The record is from RefSeq and is a predicted model, not a curated record. NCBI's taxonomy places the organism in Eukaryota, Fungi, Mucoromycota, Mucoromycetes, Mucorales, Mucoraceae. The transcript has 3 exons. The coding region runs from base 1 to 573 and encodes 190 amino acids.
AUGGCGUUAACUGUCCCGUUAAUAGGAAGUGCAAGAAGUAUUACGGAGACAUUUGUUGAAUAUAACGACGCUUUGAAGUCUUUUACUUCAAAGUUCAAGCAAGUGUACGAGGAUGUCAUACAAAAAUCAUACACACGCAAGGCCAAAGUAGAUAUUAUGACAAUUUUUCAACAAUCAAAAUCUCCAACGAACGCAAUGGUGAUUGGAAGCAAAGUCUUAGAUGAAGCUACAAAUGCUGCCUCAGAGAGAUUAAUCUUGACACUGAAACAAUCACCAAAAAUUGUGCCUGGUGCGUCUUCCUUCUCAUCCUCAUCUACUGCCGGCGCUUCCUCGUCUACUGCAGGUGCUUCCUCAUCUACUGCUGGUGCUUCCUCAUCUACUGCUGGAGCUUCCUCAUCUACUGCUGGAGCUUCCUCAUCUAAUGCUCGUGCUUCCUUAUCUACUGCUGGUGCUUCCUCAUCUACUGUUGCCGGUUCAUCGAUCGAAGAAAAAUGGAAUCCAUAUAUCAAAUCGUGUAAAGACAGAUCAAGAAAGCACGGAUUCAAUUUGCAAACCCAAGCUCACAAAGUAUAA